Molecule: messenger RNA, 2020 nt
Organism: Pimephales promelas (fathead minnow)
Lineage: Eukaryota; Metazoa; Chordata; Actinopteri; Cypriniformes; Leuciscidae
Source: RefSeq, a predicted model, not a curated record
CAUCAGUUUUGGCUGGAGUCCGCCAAGCCACAUUGACCUCUGUAGCCUCCCUAGCAAGGUAGCGUCUGCUGCAUGUCACCUGACCCAGAUAAGAGAUGCUAACUCCCACUGCCUCUCUAACCUUCACAUAUUUUGAACAAAAACACUUCCACACUUGCACACACACUUUCAUCGUCCUUCAAGCUGCAUUACAACACCUGCCGCCUCCCUGGGGACUCCCCAACGGGACUGUUUGAUCCCUUAUUCUCCUCUAACCACCCAUCAAGGGACGAGCUCAUUCACGUAUUGUUGUUGUUUUCAUCCGCAGGAGAUGUUCACACCUGAGUGUAAAUUCAAGGAAUCUGUGUUUGAGAACUACUACGUCAUCUACUCAUCCACCGUGUACCGCCAACAGGAGUCGGGGCGAGCUUGGUUCCUGGGCCUCACCAAGGAGGGUCAGGUCAUGAAAGGGAAUCGAGUAAAGAAAACCAAGCCCUCCUCACACUUUGUACCAAGACCCAUUGAAGUUUGCAUGUAUAGAGAGCCUUCACUGCAUGAGAUUGAGGAGAAGCAACGCUCCAGGAAAAGCUCAGGAACCCCAACGAUGAACGGAGGCAAAGCGGUCAACCAGGACUCCACAUAGCAGGGCUUAAAAACACAGGAGGCAGAGCAGCCCCUCGCCCUCAGCCUCCAACCACGGGAAUCUGCUACCAGAAGACCAACUGAACUCUUGCCUGAGAAAUUUACAGAAGAACCGGGGGGUGGGGGGGGGGGAUUAAUGUUACCGUUCCAAUCAGCAGUUGAACUCACAUUUUAUGCAAAAAAAAACACAAAAAACAAAACAAAAAAAAAGUGGGCAGUAAUUUGGUUCACAACAAUAGUAAUAUUUUUUUGUUUGGGGUUUAUGCUGUGAGAAAUGAGCUUUAAAACUUUCUCAUGUGUUUCGUUUUCAUGUGAAUGCUCUUCAUGCUUUACUUUCAUCAAGAAAAAUGGGAACUUUUCUCUCUUUGCUCAAUGCUCAUUGCUAUUGAUUCUGUUUGUGGAUAUUAUGCAGGUUUGAGCUAGUUUUUCUACUUUCUUUUAUUUAUUAAUUCAUUUUCCUUUUUUUUUUUAAAUACCUGAGAGGCAAAUGCACUUUGUGACUCCAGAUUGCUGGAAUGUCAGAAGGGUAUAUGUAGAAUGUAUGCUUGGAGUGGUCUUGGAUUGUUUUGUUGCCUGUUCAUUUUGGUAAGAGAUAAUAUCCAUGCAACACUUUCUUCAAAAAUGUUGCCCGCCUUGGCGCACAUACGUCUAGCACAGGUACACUGUAUGUGUGCAUGUUUGUGUGUGCGUGGCACUGCUCAGAUGGAGUGUGACGCUCUUUAUUAUGACGGACAGCUAAGCUUUAGAUGGAGAGUAGGCAAUUUCCUGUGAAUUAUUCUCAAAUUUCCUUGCACCCAAGCACCCAACUUAAGUAUUAUAUUUAGCUUAAAGUAUGACAAGCUACUCAGGAAGCUCUAGUCUUAGCAGUGUGACCCUAACACCAGCCCUGUCCAGUCAAAAAAGCACAAAGAAGGCCAGUUUAUUGCCCCUUUAUGGGUUUGAGGUCGGCCUGGACAGGGCGGGUGAAUUGUGGACUAUAGGAGGAGCCUGGCAUUCAUAAGUCUUCCAGUAUGGCAUGAGAGCUGUGCCCAAGUAUGCAGCAACAAAAUGCAGAGACUUAAACGCAUGAGUCCUCAGAAAAGUGUGUUUAUAGUUAAGUGAGAAAUUGUCAAAUAAAUAACAUGUAUGUGACAACGAGUGUACAAAACAGACACCCAGUGCAAAGAUUGUCCUGAUCAAAUGAGUUUCCAGACAAGAAAACACUGUAAUGGGAGUGUGUAAUUUUUGCUGUGUACUAACAGAACUCUUUAUUUUUCAUGUUUGCAAAUGUUUUCACCUAAAUGAAACACUAUCAUAUAUGCAUUAUGAAUAAUGAGAUGUAUAAAAUAUGCAUUGAUAUUAUAAAGCAGAAUGAAAUUAGGAUUGUUUAAGAAUAAAAGAAUGAUAUUUAAAGCUUUCA